GAUAUUACUGGUCAAUGUGCCAAGAGUCAAGUGCCACGGACGGAUCCUACAAAUGCUUCCAUCCCCGACCCAUUACCCCGGCCCAGCCUGACAGACGUAGUAAAGCUGGUUGCCAUGGAAUCCUCUGCCGCGCAGUGCAAAGUGGACACAACAUCGGGGCCAGGCGCAAACUGCCCUCUGGAGCAGGAGUGUCGCGACGUGAAUUUGCUAGCUCAAGGUGGGGCAGAUGACACUGAGCUUAGUCCUUCAACUGUCUACACUGCUGCGUUCGGCAUUCUCAGCGGGAAAUCCUUUGCACUCUCUGCGCAGACUCUGAUUGAUGAAUUCAAUGGCCACAGUACUAUCCAAUCCGCAAGUACUUUUAGUGAGUUGAAUGACAGGGAGCUUCAGGUCACUCAGGCGGACGGUUCCGGCGUGUUCGAUUUCUUCCUUCCAACGGUGCAGGCUCCCGGACAGCCACGGACUCUGGAAAAUUCACAAGUUGACGUCACGCUUCCUUACCUGGAAACAUUGGGCGAUUUACGGCUGAGGUAUUUCUUCGACACGGGCGGCCAUGUAGAUACUGUGGAGAGAUUUAUUCGUCCUCCGAAUCAGGCUACUGAUAGGUUCUUUCCAUUUCCCUUAAAACAGACGGUGUGCAGAGAUAUUCCUGGUCAAUGUGCCAAGAGUCAAGUGCCGCCAGCAGUACCUCCAAAUGUUUCUAUCCCUGACCCAUUACCUCAGCCCAGCCUGGCGGAAUUAGCAGCGUUGUUCGGCAUACAAUCAUCCGCUGCACAGUGCCCAGUGGACACAACUGCAAGGCCGAGCCCAAACUGCAUACCAGUAGAGGAUUGCAGCAAGGUGGCUCAGCCGGCUAAAGAUGGAGCAGGUGACGCUGGGCGUAGUCCGCGGCCACGUCCAGUUGCAGCUCCCCACCACUCUGCCGCCUACAGUGUUUUCAGCAAGAACUCCUUCAGACAGUCCGUGCAUGUAGUAAUACUAAUAGUGUUAUCUUGGAUGUGUGUGUACCUGUUGUGCACUGCAUGGUUUCAUUGACACAUUACACUGUCUCUUCUCUAU
This is a messenger RNA of Sycon ciliatum, 1059 nucleotides long. RefSeq lists its product as uncharacterized. The record is from RefSeq and is a predicted model, not a curated record. Bases 115 to 1035 code for a protein of 306 amino acids. The transcript has 2 exons. NCBI's taxonomy places the organism in Eukaryota, Metazoa, Porifera, Calcarea, Leucosolenida, Sycettidae.